AUGGCUGACGCUCCCCGUGGAGGUGCCCGAGGCGGAUUCGGUUCGCGCGGUGAUCGUGGACGUGGUCGUGGCCGCCGAGGACGUCGUGGACCCAAGAGCGAGGAGAAAGAAUGGCAGCCAGUUACUAAACUCGGCCGCCUCGUUAAGGCCGGGAAGAUCACCAGCAUGGAACAGAUCUACCUGCACAGCUUGCCCAUCAAGGAAUAUCAGAUUGUUGACUUCUUCUUGCCCAAGUUGAAGGAUGAGGUUAUGAAGAUCAAACCUGUCCAGAAACAAACCCGCGCUGGUCAGCGCACCCGUUUCAAGGCUAUCGUUGUCAUUGGUGACUCGGAAGGCCACGUUGGCCUCGGUAUCAAGACAUCCAAAGAAGUUGCUACUGCCAUUCGCGCCGCCAUCAUCAUCGCCAAACUUAGCGUUCUUCCCGUCCGCAGAGGUUACUGGGGCACCAACCUCGGUGAGCCACACUCACUGCCGACCAAGGAGAGUGGAAAGUGCGGUUCAGUCACAGUUCGGUUGAUUCCUGCUCCUCGCGGUACAGGUCUCGUUGCCUCCCCUGCCGUCAAGCGCCUGCUUCAAUUGGCUGGUGUCCAGGACAUUUAUACAUCCUCCUCCGGCUCUACUAAGACUUUAGAGAACACACUGAAGGCUACCUUCGUCGCUGUCGCCAACACAUAUGGUUUCCUGACACCUAACUUGUGGAAGGACACGAAACUGAUGAGAAGUCCUCUCGAAGAAUUUGGCGAUGUCCUCCGGGAAGGAAAGCGAUACUAA
Molecule: messenger RNA, 771 nt
Organism: Ophidiomyces ophidiicola
Lineage: Eukaryota; Fungi; Ascomycota; Eurotiomycetes; Onygenales; Onygenaceae
Gene: RPS2
Product: 40S ribosomal protein
Exons: 3
Coding region: 1-771 (256 amino acids)
Biological process (GO): translation
Cellular component (GO): ribosome; cytosolic small ribosomal subunit
Molecular function (GO): RNA binding; structural constituent of ribosome
Source: RefSeq, a predicted model, not a curated record